Molecule: messenger RNA, 5904 nt
Organism: Haliotis rubra (blacklip abalone)
Lineage: Eukaryota; Metazoa; Mollusca; Gastropoda; Lepetellida; Haliotidae
Product: tubby-related protein 4-like
Molecular function (GO): protein binding
Source: RefSeq, a predicted model, not a curated record
UCGAGUGGGACAUGCGCAGUGGCAGUAUCUUAGAAGACUGCAGACGAACUGACUUGAUCACGAUAGAACAAUUUGGUUAGUAGAAUGAAAAUGUGUCCGAAAACUAAUCACUCGGGAGCUGUAACAACAGAUAUGGAUAGGCCGUAAUACCUAAAGCCUCCAUUUACUCUCGCAGCAACCGUCGAUACUAACGCACCAGGGAUGCAGGCGAGCGUGCCCGAUCUAUCCCCGAUCACGGUGAAUGAGUCAGUUUGAAGCAAGGCUGGACCAAGAAACGGGCCGGUGACACCAUUAUUCAAAGACUCGGAGAAACAAUAGAAACAGGACGCAAGCCAAAGAAAAAAAUUGAUCACUUCCUAUGGCCCAAGAUAUUGUGAAACAUCGGAACGAGCAAGCCUAGCUGUGGGCGAACCGAGUUAUGAUGCGUGCGAUAGUUUCUCACUGGUUGGGCGGAAUAAUCGCUAAGAUGACAAUUUCCUCUUCAGUUAAGUGGAGGCACUGACCAGACUCCCAUUUGCCACAGAGGGCGGACCAAGUGUGCUGGAGUCGCUCCGUGGCUAAUGAAUGACUUCUCUGACAAGUUGCAGAUUGGACAAGCUAUGAUAUGUGAACAUAGUGACAUAUAAGCUUGGGGACACCUUGGUGAUUUUGACAGUUUUACCAUCAUCGUUGAGUCGAAGAUCCUCUCAAUGACACAUGUGAUCCAAUAUUGAAAAGCGGACAUGAGCAAGCAUCCAUCAUAUUCCUUGUUUCGUUUUCUGACUAAACAGUGGAUGAGGAGUCCUUUACACAUGGUUACCUUGGUUAGGAACAGGGAAACUGAAUAACAUAACCAAAAGUGCCAUGUAAGAAUUUGUGUGAUUUCUUACUGUUGCAAGAAGCAUGUAUGUCAAAGUACUCAAGUAAUUUGCUUUACAUAUAUUGAUCGGUAAAAGGAUAUAUAGGAUACCGAUAAGAGCAGUGGAGAGUGUUAUUAGGCUCUAACGGAGAAAAAGUAUGCUGCUAUGACCAUAUCAUGCACAGUGCACCCAUUUAAUAAGUCAUGGAUGUAACGGCAUUGCAGGCAAGACUGAAGUUGAACUGCGCUAUGAUGACAGGCUAUUGAUUCAGGAACACUGUUAUGCUGGUUUAAAAUGAGGCGACAAAAAAACAUCGACGUGAGAAGUGCCUAGCUCUCAUGGCUUGUAUGAUUAAAACUUGAGUUGUUUGGUCAGCUUUUGGGUAAAGAAGAGAUGAAAGAAUUGGAUGCUUUCAGUCGAAGAUUGAGUAUAAUCAAAAUAUAAUUACUGUGAUACCUAUUGGCGCCAUCUACUUCAAACAUUUGAACUCCAAAUGGGGGUUCCUUUGAAGCCUGUUUGUUUUCAGACCAUUGAAGAAGUUAACAACAGCUGAGGAUCAACGUAUGGAGAUAUUUCUAUCGAGAUAUUUGUAGUUUUUAUUCUACAUCAUAUUCUUCAUUCCAUCAUUGACAACCUCAGCCAAAAAUUGUCAUCAGACUAUUCUGAGUAAUAAGUUCACCGUCGAAAAUGCAUGUCCAUUUCGAGCAGACGACAUCUACUCGUACUGAUUCCACUAUCCAUUCGUUGUCAUGGAUGGGGAAGGUUCCCGAUGGGCUACCUGAUGAAGGUGGGGGAUGGAAACUCAACCGAUCCCAGUAUUACAUGGAAGGAUGGUUGGCUAGCGGUAACGCUAAGGGCGUGGUUGGGGUCACAUUUACUACCAGCCAUUGUCGCAAGUAUGAAGCGCCACCUCGUUCAAACUUCAAUCUCCGAGGCCAUCGAAGUGAGGUGAUCCUUGUCCGAUGGAACGAACCUUAUCAAAAGCUUGCAACUUGUGACAGCAGAGGCGUCAUCUUUGUGUGGAUAAAGCAUGAAGGUCGCUGGUCUAUCGAGCUGAUCAAUGACAGAAACAGUCAGGUGACAGAUUUUGCCUGGUCUCAUGAUGGGCGGAUGGCUCUGAUCUGUUACCGGGAUGGCUUUGUGUUGGUGGGAUCAGUUGCAGGACAGCGGUACUGGUCAUCCAUGUUGAACCUGGACAACACCUCAAUAUCAUGUGGUGUCUGGUCACCUGAUGAUCAGAAGGUAAUGUUUGGUACCACCGAUGGCCAGAUCAUAGUGAUGAGCUCAACUGGUGCGAUGAUAUCCCAAGUGACAGUGCAUGAUGGCAUGGAGAUUUCUUCCAUGGCUUGGUCAUGUGAAAGAUUUAACAUGGAGGAAGCUGAAAGUUCUGAAGACUCCACAAGAAACACAGAGGAUGGAAUCUCCAAGACCCACACACUAGCAGUAUGUUUCAAGUACGGGGAUAUCUUCCUGCUGUCUGGCUAUGAUGACGUGUGUCCUCGCAUCGUGUACACAACACUAACAGGUCUCAAGAUGGACUGGUCCAACUGUGGGGAGUACCUGGCAGUGGGAGGGUUCAUCCGCCUGCCCAACCUCCAGUGCCGCAAUGAACUCCACUUCUAUACCAAGGAGGGUAAACUGAAGCACUGGGUCACCGUUCCUUCUCAGGGUAAACCUCUCACAGCAUUAACCUGGGGUCACAACGACAAGCGUCUAUUUAUAGCAGCAGGAUGCCAUCUGUAUGUCGCCUGGAUCAGCAAACAGGUGGCGCCACUUCAGUUCCUCUGUCAGCGGGUCAUACAGAAAGUCUGCCGUCAAGAAAAAUAUGUUGAUCGGUUACCACUUCCAACUCGUUUACGUCUUGGUGCUCAAGCUCUUUUCUCUCCUACAAUAAAGAGCUACACUCCGGACCCCUUCAAACUCCGAGAGUUUGUGAGCACCCCUCCACCUGGCAAUGAGAGACUGUUCUGUACCAUGAUUCGCCAUGGCGACGAGACAUCGGGCGGCCAUUACACACUCUACUUGGAGUACCUAGGUGGCCUUGUACCAUUACUGAAGGGCAAAAGGGCCAGCAAACUGCGACCAGACUUUGUCAUCUUCGACCCUAAAAUAAAGACAACAGGGAAAGAUCAGCGAGAUGAGAAUGGGGAUGACACCAGCAGCAACAGCGAGUCUGAUACAGACAUUUCCUCAGAAGGGUGUGGGUCACCACGUAUGCAGAGAAAACGCCGACAAAAACAUUUCCGUGCUGAAAAAGUUGACAGGAGCAUCACCUUCCGAACCCUGGACGAACUGCUGUAUAAUGACAAUUUGCCGGAGAGUUGUAAACUGGUAGAAGUUACGUCAAACAUCUGGGGCACCAAGUUCCAGCUGGUUGGGUGUGCUUCCUACCUCCCAGAGAUGCUUGGGCACGUCGUCUACAAGACCAGCCUCCUCCACCUGCAGCCACGUCAGAUGACCAUCACCCUCUGUGAGCUCUGUGGAAGCAGCCAGCAGCUGUCUCGGGACCCCAACUUCACUCCAGCAGGCAUGAGCGAGGAUGACGACCGUCUUUGUAUAUUUUCAAGUGCAGGUUUCCAACUUUCAAGAGAGCUUGUUCUGUUUUUGAAUCGUCUGCCCAUCUUCUUGGGGUUGCAAUCAACAAGUGAUGGUCUGGAUAAUGAGGUUACCUCUGAACCGGUGGAUAAGGUGAUGCCUGUUAAUACAGACUUACAACAAGCGAAUCAGAUCUCAGUGGAUGUUCAACCAGCUCGUGGUGAAGCCUGUCGAGGAGAGGAUGUCGGCAGUGCUGUAAAUGGGCAUAGUGAUGCCCCCAAUGCCACAUUCUUGCCAACAAGACUUUCCCACUCAGGGAGUAUAAGAUCCAGAUCCUUAUCUCCAAUUAGGAAUGGUUUGAAUCAUAACUCUUUAGCAUUUAAGCUUGAAAAUGGUAGUGACAGCAAUGUGGUGAAAGAAAACUAUGCUAAUCAAGGUGCUCGACCCAAAGUGAGAAAAUGUACCCCGCUUAGUGCAACUGCUUCAGUGAAGGCUUCCAAUGUGCAACAAGGCCCAGCUAAUGGUGGGGCAGGACUCAUCCUCAGCUCAACUGAUGCAACUACUCCAAAUGUGCCCAGGCAAAGUCCCAGUUCCACAGACUCAGACACAGUUGUCCCCUCAGAUGUCCGACCAGGGGACAGCCCAAGAUGGGCAGAUCCAGCCAGCGAGGCAAUCAAAUACAUUGAUGAGGAAACCCCAGAAAAUACGGAGCUUCCUUUUGAAAAUAAUUUGGUGGGAGAUUGCAGUCCAACUGCACCCACUGUGGUGGACCUUCAACGGCGCCUAUACCUUGCUCAACAGGGUUCUGUAGACUUUGAUCCUUCUGAGGAAACCAAUAACGUACAGACCUUUUCAGAACGGAACAGCUGUGAUUCUCUGGUGAUGGAAGAAGAUACAUCUGCUUCCCUGGUUCUGUUUGAUGAUGGUCAGCCCGUUGGGCAUGGGUCUGUGGACAGGGGCAUUAAUGUGGUAGGCAAGUCUCUGUUCAAGGAGACAGAAUUGACAAAUGGUGGUGAUAUUGAAAUUUUACAUAGUGCAUCACUACCAGCCUCACCAGUGAGAAAAAUUGACUCACCUACAAGAAAAUUACGUGAAGAGAUUUUGAAAGGAAAGUGUCGGCAUCUUAGUCCUGUAUUCAGAAGGAAAACCAAACAUUCCAGAGCAGUGGACAGUUCAGAUGAAGACAUUUUGCUUGCUAUAGAGGAGAUGAAAGGCGGCCAUAGUUACAAGAAUCUGGAGACCUUCCAAAAAUCUCAGCUGAAACAAAAGCUGCGUCGAGUCCGGGGCAGCAGUUCCAAUCGUGUGGGGUCCAAGCAGCAGUUUGUUAUGCACAACAAGGCUCCACUGUGGAAUGAGAACAGUCAAGUCUACCAGUUAGACUUUGGUGGACGGGUCACUCAAGAAUCGGCUAAAAACUUCCAAAUAGAGUUCCGUGGGAAACAGGUGAUGCAGUUUGGGCGUAUCGACAGCAAUGCCUACACUCUAGAUUUCCAAUACCCUUUUACUGCUAUACAAGCAUUUGCUGUUGCUCUUGCCAAUGUCACCCAGAGACUGAAGUAGCCAUUCCAUCUGAAGGGCAGUUAAUGAUUCCCAUCAUCAUGUGCUGUGUCUGUGAUUUGAUGGAUCUAUUGAUCUAAGCCCCAGCUGCGAUGUCACAACCAGGCUCUCAAUACAUGUGGAAUGGCCUCCAGGUAUACAAGGCUCGCGGAUGUCCGUUGUUAAAUGGUCGUUUACUGAUGCCUCGUUCCGCACACACCUGCUUCAAAGGAUAAUGUUUUUUGAAGUUCAGCAUUUUAACAGGUGUGGGAAGCAAAAGCCACAAUGCUGUUAAGAAUGGCUUUUAGCUUUAAUAAUUACUUGUAAUUAGAACUGUAUUAUUUGAUUCCAAAUUAUUAGAAAUAUUGAAAUAUUUUAUCCAUAUCAUGCCAGGUAGUAAUAUGAAUUGUGAUAAUUAAAUCAUGCUAAUAGUAUAUUUUGCUAUUUCUGUUUUCAAAGUUAAAGAAAAUUGGAGACAAAUAUUUGUAUUUUGUUUUUUCAGUAAUCACUUUUCAACAUAUCAGUUUCAUAGAAUUACUGCAGCUAAAUGUAUACUAAGUAUUUUGUCUGCCCCAAAAUAUAAUGAGAUACUUUUAUUAUACAUCACAUCAGUGAGAUAGUGCCAGGCCAACUUCUGAAUAAUCAAAUCUUUAUGUAUGAUCAGGUUAGAUAUAAUCUUACUCCAUGAAGAUUUGUAUAGAAUUAACUACAUUCCACCCUGUUGACAAUAGAAUAGUUCAAUUAGAAGGCCAAUCUGGACACAGUUGUGUUUGUUGAACAUACAAGGGAAUCAGCCUCAAUCAAUAUUGAAUAGUUGCCUAUGUAACAACUGGGUAAUUUUCAAUAGUUGACAUGUAACUCGGAUAAAUAUUCAUUAACUGACCUUAUAACUGGGUAAUUUUCAAUAGUUGACCAUGUAACAGGGUAAUUUCAAUAGUUGUCAAAGUAACUGGGUAAAUUUCAAUAGUUAGCAUGUAACAAGAUAAUUUGAAUA